CAGCCAAUGACUCCGCGGCGCUCCUCCGGGGGCCCUCAGUGUGCGUUUGAGGAGAACAAAAAAGAGAGAGAGCGCCGAUCGGGGGAGCGAGCGAGGGAGCCGAGCCCAGAGAAAGAGCCGCCGGGCGCUGCCUAGCCAAACCUCGCGGGGACCGCGGGGCCACCGGGAGGCACUUCGGUGGAGGGGGGAGGGGGCGACCUCGGCGGCCGCGGCGCCCGGAGCGACCCAGCGCAGCGUGGGGCGGGCUGCGACCUCUGCCUCGGUGGACUGCAUUUUUAAUUAAGGAUUCCCAGCAGCUCUUUGGGAUUUUUUUUUUUUUUCGGCUUCCACUCUCAUGUGUUGACACCCGCGUUCAGGAGAGACCUGCCCCAAAUGCACCGAGCUCCCGGGACCUGAGACGGACUUGCUCUUCGGAUCUGGGAGCUAUCCGCAAGCCCGAGUUUCGGAUCCUGCAGAGAGAGCCCAUGUAGCGUUAGCGCUUGACUUUUGAAGGCAGAGCGGUGCGGACGCCUUUGGGGGUACGACGCAGGCGCUUUGUGCUCGUGUACCAGCCGCGCAACUUUUGAAGGCUCGCCGGCCCAUGCAGGGUGCCGCUGGCCUCGCGUCGCCCGCGGCCCCCCUCAGGCCCCCGAGCCGCUGGAGCUGAGCAGCCUCGGCCCACCGCGGUCCAUGUAGCCCGCCGGUCCCGCGCGGACCCCGACCCGGCGCGCGCGUGUGCCCGGCCCGGCCCGGCGCGAGCUCCCCCAUGUUGCAGCCCUGCGGUGUCCCUUCGACGACAGGCUGUGCGCGCUCUGCACGGCGCCCCGCGGCGGAGCUUCAUGUGGGGCUGCGGCCCGCGCAGCCGGCGCCUCGCUGAGGGAACGGACCCCCGGUAACCGGAGACCGCCUCCCCUCCCUCCACCCCAGGCGCCAAAGGAUAUCGUAUGUUCAGGUCUAAACGCUCGGGGCUGGUGCGGCGACUUUGGCGAAGUCGUGUGGUUCCCGACCGGGAGGAAGGCGGCGGCGGAGGCGGCGGUGGCGACGAGGAUGGGAGCCUGGGCACCCGAGCUGAGCCUGCCCCGCGGGCACGAGAGGGCGGAGGCUGCGGCCGCUCCGAGGUCCGCUCGGUAGUCCCGCGGCGGCCCCGGGACGCGGUGGGACCGCGAGGCGCCCCGAGCGCGGGCCGGCGGCGGCGCGCGGGCGGCCCCCCGAGGCCGGAGCCGGGGGCCGGAGCCGGGGGUCCUCCACUGGGUGCGGGGGCGGAAGGAGGCCCGGGCCGGCUGCCCGAGAGCGACUGCGAGACGGUGACCUGCUGCCUCUUCUCCGAGCGGGACGCCGCGGGCGCGCCGCGGGACCCCGGCGAGCCCCCAGCGCGGCGGUCCCCGGAGCCCGAGGAGGGCGGCGGGCCCCGGGGUCGCGAAGCCCGCUCUCGGCUGCUGCUCCUGGAGCAGGAGCUCAAGACGGUCACGUACUCGCUGCUCAAGCGGCUCAAGGAGCGGUCGCUCGACACGCUGCUGGAGGCGGUGGAGUCCCGCGGCGGCGUGCCGGGCGGCUGCGUGCUGGUGCCGCGCGCCGACCUCCGCCUCGGCGGCCAGCCCGCGCCGCCGCAGCUGCUGCUCGGCCGCCUCUUCCGCUGGCCAGACCUGCAGCACGCGGUGGAGCUCAAGCCCCUGUGCGGCUGCCACAGCUUCGCCGCCGCCGCCGACGGACCCACGGUGUGCUGCAACCCCUACCACUUCAGCCGGCUCUGCGGGCCAGAAUCACCGCCACCCCCCUAUUCUCGGCUGUCUCCUCGUGACCAGUACAAGCCACUGGAUCUGUCUGAUUCCACAUUGUCUUACACUGAAACCGAGGCCACCAACUCCCUCAUCACUGCUCCGGGUGAAUUCUCAGAUGCCAGCAUGUCUCCGGAUGCCACCAAGCCAAGCCACUGGUGCAGCGUGGCGUACUGGGAGCACCGGACGCGCGUGGGCCGCCUCUAUGCGGUGUACGACCAAGCUGUCAGCAUCUUCUACGACCUACCUCAGGGCAGCGGCUUCUGCCUGGGCCAGCUCAACCUGGAGCAGCGCAGCGAGUCGGUGCGGCGCACGCGCAGCAAGAUUGGCUUUGGCAUCCUGCUCAGCAAGGAGCCGGACGGCGUGUGGGCCUACAACCGGGGCGAGCACCCCAUCUUCGUCAACUCGCCGACGCUGGAUGCCCCCGGAGGCCGCGCCUUGGUCGUGCGCAAGGUGCCACCGGGCUACUCCAUCAAAGUGUUCGACUUUGAGCGCUCAGGGCUGCUGCAGCACGCGGACGCUGCCCACGGCCCCUACGACCCGCACAGCGUGCGCAUCAGCUUCGCCAAGGGCUGGGGACCCUGCUACUCCCGACAGUUCAUCACUUCCUGCCCCUGUUGGCUGGAGAUCCUCCUCAACAACCACAGAUAGCAUCGCGGCUGCCACCGCGCCGCAGCGUCCCCCAACCUCCGGCGGUCAGCUCCCAGGGACGCCACCCCAGGGACAACCUCGCCCUCCCCCAGAUAUCAUCUACCUAGAUUUAAUAUAAAGUUUUAUAUAUUAUAUGGAAAUAUAUAUUAUACUUGUAUGGAGUCAUUUUUACAACGUAAUUAUUUAUAUAUGGUGCAAUGUGUGUAUAUGGAGAAACAAGAAAGACGCACUUUGGCUUGUAAUUCUUUCAAUACAGAUAUAUUUUUUUCUUUC
Psammomys obesus (fat sand rat) is the source of this 2678-nucleotide messenger RNA. RefSeq names its product SMAD family member 6 (gene Smad6). Gene Ontology annotation, biological process: SMAD protein signal transduction; regulation of transcription by RNA polymerase II; transforming growth factor beta receptor signaling pathway. NCBI's taxonomy places the organism in Eukaryota, Metazoa, Chordata, Mammalia, Rodentia, Muridae. Gene Ontology annotation, cellular component: heteromeric SMAD protein complex. The record is from RefSeq and is a predicted model, not a curated record. Gene Ontology annotation, molecular function: I-SMAD binding; transcription regulator inhibitor activity. The transcript is spliced from 5 exons. The coding region runs from base 924 to 2405 and encodes 493 amino acids.